This is a messenger RNA of Carassius carassius (crucian carp), 1699 nucleotides long. Its product is annotated as neuronal acetylcholine receptor subunit alpha-7-like. Gene Ontology annotation, biological process: nervous system process; signal transduction; monoatomic ion transmembrane transport. Lineage: Eukaryota; Metazoa; Chordata; Actinopteri; Cypriniformes; Cyprinidae. The coding region runs from base 99 to 1625 and encodes 508 amino acids. Gene Ontology annotation, cellular component: postsynaptic membrane; synapse; neuron projection. The record is from RefSeq and is a predicted model, not a curated record. The transcript is spliced from 10 exons. Gene Ontology annotation, molecular function: acetylcholine-gated monoatomic cation-selective channel activity; transmembrane signaling receptor activity.
UCUGCCUGCAGGAUGCUGUGAGAGACUCUUUACAACACUGAAACCUACACCACCUAGAGCUUUUCUAUUAAUUACUACAAUUUAACUUUCACAGGAACAUGGGAAUUUGGGAAUAUACUCUAUAUUUUACCACCACAACCUGCCUAUGGAGUGUGUCACUUCAGGGAGAGCAGCAGAGGAGACUCUACAGAGACUUGAUGAAAGACUAUAACCCGCUGGAGAGACCUGUGUUCAAUGACACACACUCACUCACUGUGUAUUUCAGCUUCAGUCUCAUGCAGAUUAUGGAUGUGGAUGAGAAGAAUCAAGUACUUACAACCAACAUUUGGUUACAGCUGUACUGGCAUGACUACUAUCUUAAGUGGAACAUUUCUGAAUAUCCCGGAGUGACGAGCGUACGAUUUCCUGACAGUCAGAUCUGGAAGCCUGACAUCUUACUGUAUAACAGUGCUGAUGAAAGGUUCGAUGCUACAUUUCAUACUAAUGUGUUGGUGAAUUCCUCUGGUGCCUGCCAAUACCUACCACCAGGGAUAUUCAAAAGCACCUGCUACAUCGAUGUUCGCUGGUUCCCAUUUGAUCUUCAGAGGUGUGAUUUGAAGUUUGGCUCCUGGACUUAUGGGGGAUGGUCUCUGGACCUGCAGAUGAUUGAUGCUGAUGUCACAGGAUAUAUUGCAAAUGGAGAAUGGGACCUUGUGGAGGUUCCAGGUCGAAGGAAUGAGAGAUUCUAUGACUGCUGCAAGGAGCCGUACCCAGAUGUGACUUUCACGGUGGUGAUGCGGAGACGGACGCUAUACUACGGUUUAAAUCUGCUUAUUCCCUGUGUACUCAUCUCUACUCUGGCCCUGCUGGUCUUCCUCCUGCCUGCUGACUCAGGCGAGAAGAUAUCUCUUGGGAUCACAGUCCUGCUCUCAUUGACAGUUUUCAUGCUUCUGGUAGCAGAAAUAAUGCCAGCAACAUCAGACUCUGUGCCUUUAAUAGCUCAGUAUUUUGCCACCACCAUGGUUAUUGUUGGCCUGUCUGUGAUAGCCACAGUCUGGGUAUUACAAUACCACUACCAUGAUCCGGAUGGAGGAAAAAUGCCAAAAUGGACCCGUGUGGUGCUGUUGAACUGGUGUGCAUGGUUCCUGAGGAUGAAGAGGCCUGGCGAGGACAGAGUUCGCUCAGCGUGUCACAAUAAGCAGCCACGCAGUAGCCUCUCCAGCGUGGAUCUGAACAUCAGCACUGGAGCCGCACAGUCCACCAAUGGAAACCUGCUGUACAUCGGCUUCCGUGGAAUGGACACUAUUCACUAUGCCACUUCACCCGAUUCAGGGGUGAUCUGCAGCCGGCUUGUCGGCACAGGUGAGGAGGAUGUCCUGCUCCCUGGGGCUCAAGCGUCUUCCGUUAGUAGCGGCCCUGGAGAAAGUGAAUUGUCCAAAAUCUUGGAUGAAGUUCGGUACAUUGCCAAACGCUUCCGGGACCAAGACGAGGAGGUGACUAUGUGUAAUGAGUGGAAGUUUGCAGCAUCUGUCAUUGACCGUCUUUGUCUCAUGGCCUUUUCUGUGUUCACCAUCCUCUGCACCAUUGGCAUCCUAAUGUCUGCACCUAAUUUUGUAGAGGCCAUAUCCAAAGAUUUCUUUACCUGAAGCCUUUGCAUUCCCUCUGUUGUAGUUAUUUUUAUUUCUCAGAGUCUCUUAAUUGUAGCAAUAUAUUUAUUUUA